GUUGAAAUUCAAGUCUUCAGUAUUCAAAUAUCUUUAACAGCUUUAUGUACAUAGUAAUAAUAGGUAUUAUAUUAUACUAACCUACAUGAUACUUGAAAACCGAACAUGUUCCCAAGGACGGCUCGACGUUCAUUCCAGCCGUUUAAGCUAAUAAGUCUUGCGCAUUCGUUUUCCAGUACUGCGCCUGCGAGGACCGAUUUCGAUCAUGUGGUCAUCGGCGGCGGCGUCGUCGGGCUUGCCAUUGCGCGGGCCCUCGCUUCUCGCGCCUCCUCAUCAUCUACUACUACUUCUUCUUCUUCUUCGUCUUCUAGCAGUACGAGCACACUCCUCCUAGAAAGACACCCGCAAGUGGGCACCGAGACCUCAUCGCGCAACAGCGAGGUCAUCCACGCAGGCUUAUACUACGGCCCGUCUUCGCUCAAAACCCGCCUCUGCGUCACCGGCCGCCAAGCCCUGUACCGCUUCUGCGCCGAGCGGGGGGUCCCGCACCGGCGCACGGGGAAGUGGAUCGUCGCGCAGGACGAGGAGCAGAUGGAGAGUCUGCGGCGCGUGCAUGCGGUCUGCAGCAGUGGGGACUCGGUGCUAGGUCCCACGACGACCCCGACGCGCUGGGUGGGCCGCGACGAGGCGCAGGCAAAGGAACCGUGGGUCCGCGCCGAGGCGGGGAUCCUCGAGAGCCCGGAGACAGGGAUCGUGGACUCGCACGGCCUGAUGGCGGCGCUGCACGGGCUGUUCGAGGAUGCGGGCGGCGUCACCGCGCUGAACUCGUCCGUCGUCGGCAUCGAGCCCCUGCCGUCAUCUCCUGGCAGCAGCGGAGCACCCGGCAGCAGCGGCUGGCGCCUCACCGUCCGCGACACGUCCACAGGCUCAGACUCUUGCAUCACAGCCGCGACCCUGGUCAACAGCGCGGGCCUCGGCGCCGCCGACAUCCACAACAUGAUUGUCCCCGCAGCGCAGCGCCUGCGCCUCUACUACGCCAAGGGGAACUACUUCAGCUACUCCCCCGCCUCCUCGCCCUCCCCCAAGGUCUCCCGCCUGAUCUACCCCGUCACGCCCCCCGGCGCCGGCGGCCUCGGCACGCACCUGACCCUCGACAUGGCGGGGCGCAUGCGCUUCGGCCCCGACGUCGAGUGGGUCGACUCCCCCGACGACCUGUCCGUCAACACCGCGCGCCUCCCCGCUGCGCUGCGCGAGAUAAAGCGGUAUCUCCCCGCCGUCGACGUCGAGGCGCUGACGCCCGACUACGCUGGCAUACGGCCCAAGUUGCAGCCGUCUGGUGCUGUGGGCGCCAGCGGGGGCGGGAAAGGGGGCGGGGGCGGGUUUGUGGACUUCUACAUCCGUGAGGAGGAAGGGUAUCGGGGGUGGGUUAAUCUGCUGGGGAUUGAGAGCCCGGGGCUCACGAGCUGCUUGGCGAUUGCGGGGUUGGUGGAGGAAAUGUUGUAUGGGAGUUCGAAGGUAGAGGUGUAGGUGGAGGAGGGUUGAGUACAGAUGUCGUUUUCCAGUGUUUUUAUUUUUAUUUUUAGAAAAUAUGGGAGUAGGGGGAAGGAUAAGGGGAAGGGGAAAAGUGUCUAAGUAACGAAUAAAGGAAGGUGAAGGAAGCGCAGUAGAGGAGAAUAGAGUAAAGCAGACUAGAGUAGAGUAGAACGUCACACCAUAUGCAUGAA
Hypoxylon fragiforme is the source of this 1664-nucleotide messenger RNA. Its product is annotated as FAD dependent oxidoreductase. Gene Ontology annotation, molecular function: (S)-2-hydroxyglutarate dehydrogenase activity; (S)-2-hydroxy-acid oxidase activity. Lineage: Eukaryota; Fungi; Ascomycota; Sordariomycetes; Xylariales; Hypoxylaceae. Bases 106 to 1467 code for a protein of 453 amino acids. The record is from RefSeq and is a predicted model, not a curated record. Gene Ontology annotation, cellular component: mitochondrion. The transcript is spliced from 2 exons.